GUUUCACUUUAUGAAGGUCAUUUAUGUAUAGGGGAAGAAACACGAGGGUCAUUUUGUACCUUUUACUCCAGAAAGCGGGCCAAAGAGCCCAAAACUCGCUGCUAAACAUUUUUGUUCUUUCACUCACUCACUCACUCACCAGGAAGUCAUUGGAGAGCAGAGAAGGGUUUGGGGUUCGAUUGGUUUUUGGUUCGGUUUGGCUUUUCAGGAAGUAAGAUAAAAGGCAUUGUCAAUCUGUUGACAUAGUAACGUCGAUGAACUGAAUAAGUUCUCCUGGAGAUUUUUAUCGGUUACAAGUACAACGUUUUCUUCUCGUACUGUGAAACAUCAGUACUGCUCAUCUUAAAUCUAAUAAACAGCCAUAAGGGGGAAGGCUAGUUUCUUCGAUGAAUUCUAUUUCAAUGCCUUCAUCUCUUGUCCUUCAGUUGCCUUCCCGCCAUUUGUCCUGUCACCGUCAGCUGCAUUCUCAUUACAUUUCCAAUAGAACUGUUGCUUGUCAUGUUCGUUUAGUUUCCUCUCUUUCCAGCUCGUUUCUAUCCAAUUCAUGUUGUUCCUUGCACACUCGCCAAUCAUCAAUUGGUGCUGCAGUUCCAUCAAAUGACGAGGGUCCAGUAUCUGUAAUCAACUUUGAAGAAUUCGCAGAAAAGGAUUGGUCAUUUCUUGAUCUGGAAGACUCGAACUCCGUACAGCAUAAACAAAAUCUUGGCCGGAUAAUUUCUGCGGGAGAGAUUGGGGAGACUUCGAGGGUUUUGGUUUUGAUUGGCUCUGAAGAAUUUGUCGAUCAAUUGGUUGAUACAUCACCCGCCAGUCCUUUGCAUGUCAUACAUGAUUCGCUUUUUGUAUUGGCUAUCACCAAAGAAAAAUAUGACAAAGUUAAAUGUUGGCAUGGGGAGCUGAUACAUAUGCCAGCAAAGUGGGCUCCUUUGGAUGUUGUAUUUCUCUAUUUUCUGCCAGCUUUGCCUUUCAAGCUCGACCAGGUUCUUGGGACGCUCGCACAACAUUGCUCACAAGGUGCAAGAGUGGUCAUUAGCCAUCCCCAAGGAAGGGAAGCGUUGGAGCAGCAACGGAAACAAUACAAAGAUGUUAUAGUUUCUGAACUGCCUGAUAAGAUGACCCUGCAGAAUGCUGCAUCUAAUAAUUCUUUUGAGAUAACUGAAUAUGUGGACGAGCCGGGAUUCUAUCUUGCUGUUUUACGGUUCUCUCGAGCAAGAAACUGAAAUGUUGUUUUCUAUAAUACAUUUUUGCGUAUACAUUGAACAACUGAUUGUGUUUAUUUUAGGUUCACAAAUUAUUAGCUUACCAAUUUCAGUUUUUCGGUUGGUGAUCCGAGUUGCAUUGUGUUCAUAUUAUUUUGUCCUGCAAGAAUUUAAGCUAUUUUUCCAUUAUAUGCUAUUGAUUGAUGCUCCUUAUGAA
Messenger RNA from Mercurialis annua (annual mercury), 1413 nucleotides. RefSeq lists its product as uncharacterized. The record is from RefSeq and is a predicted model, not a curated record. The coding region runs from base 387 to 1217 and encodes 276 amino acids. NCBI's taxonomy places the organism in Eukaryota, Viridiplantae, Streptophyta, Magnoliopsida, Malpighiales, Euphorbiaceae. The transcript is spliced from 4 exons.